UGCCUGCCGGGCGAGGGCACCGCCGCUGGGUCACCGGGCCCCGAAGGAGUCGGGGAGGGAUGGAGAAGCUGAGCAGGUGGCGAUUAGGUCAGCCCGGGAACAUUCUUGGGCCGCUCCAGGGGAUAUAAAUAACAGACCGCAGGCUCCGAAAAUGCCCGGGAUGAGGGGCAGAAUCACAGUGGCAGCUUUGAGAGUUGGAUGACCAGGUCCCUGAAGUGAUCGCGAGGCUCCAGCCCUAAAUCUGCCACCAUUCCGUGCUGCGGGGACACCAUGGCUCCAGAGGAAGACGCUGGAGGGGAGGCCCUCGGGGGUAGUUUCUGGGAGGCUGGCAACUACAGGCGGACAGUGCAGCGGGUGGAGGACGGGCACCGGUUGUGUGGGGACCUGGUCAGCUGCUUCCAGGAACGAGCCCGCAUAGAGAAGGCCUAUGCCCAGCAGCUGGCCGAAUGGGCCCGCAAGUGGAGGGGCACCGUGGAGAAGGGCCCUCAGUAUGGCACACUGGAGAAGGCCUGGCACGCCUUCUUCACUGCGGCGGAGCGGCUGAGCGCGCUACACCUGGAGGUGCGGGAGAAACUGCAGGGGCAGGACAGUGAGCGGGUGCGUGCCUGGCAGCGGGGUGCCUUCCACCGGCCAGUGCUGGGUGGCUUCCGCGAGAGCCGGGCCGCGGAGGACGGCUUUCGCAAGGCCCAGAAGCCCUGGCUCAAGAGGCUGAAGGAGGUUGAGGCUUCCAAGAAGAGCUACCAUGCAGCCCGGAAGGAGGAGAAGACUGCACAGACCCGGGAGAGCCACGCCAAGGCUGACAGCGCCGUCUCCCAGGAGCAGGUGCGCAAGCUGCAGGAGCGCGUGGAUCGCUGCACCAAGGAGUCUGAGAAGGUGAAAACCCAAUACGAGCAGACGCUGGCAGAGCUGCAUCGCUACACCCCGCGCUACAUGGAGGACAUGGAACAGGCCUUUGAGACCUGCCAGGCUGCUGAGCGCCAGCGGCUUCUCUUCUUUAAGGAUAUGUUGCUCACCUUACAUCAGCACCUUGACCUUUCCAGCAAUGAGAGGUUCCUUGAACUCCACCGUGACCUGCAUCAAGGCAUUGAGGCAGCCAGUGACGAGGAGGAUCUGCGCUGGUGGCGCAGCACCCACGGGCCGGGCAUGGCCAUGAACUGGCCACAGUUUGAGGAGUGGUCCUUGGACACACAGAGGGCAAUCAGCCGGAAGGAGAAGGGUGGCCGGAGUCCUGAUGAGGUUACUCUGACCAGUAUUGUGCCCACAAGAGAUGGCACUGCACCCCCACCCCAGUCCCCGGGGUCCCCAAGCAGUGGCCAGGAUGAGGAAUGGUCAGAUGAGGAGAGUCCCCGGAAGGCUGCCACUGGGGUGCGGGUACGGGCACUCUAUGACUACGCUGGCCAGGAAGCUGAUGAGCUGAGCUUCCGAGCAGGGGAGGAGCUGCUGAAGAUGAGCGAGGAAGAUGAGCAGGGCUGGUGCCAAGGCCAGCUGCAGAGUGGCCGUAUAGGUCUGUACCCUGCCAAUUACGUGGAGUGUGUGGGGGCCUGACCUGCCUUGGGAGCCCUUCUGCGACGUUUCUCCAAGCAGAGUCAGAAUCCAGCUUCUCGUGCACAAGCCGGACAUGAGGCCCUGAAACAUCGUGCCCACCCGCCCCUCCCCCCUCCCUGAGGAGGGAGUUGGUCCUGGGACCCGGGGAGGGGAGGGGCCUGCCUCUAGGAAGGGACUGGUAGGGAAGGGCCAACCGAGGCUGAGGGCACUGUGGGGAAGUCAAAGUGACAGAAGGGUUCAGGGGUGCCUGGGUCUCCCUCAGGAGCCAUGGACCCCAUUACUGGUCUGUUUUGGGGGCUCCUGGGGGUGUGUUUGGGGUGAGUAUAGUUCUGGGCUAAUGGCACCCUUUUUUGUGGCUUGUUCUAGUGUGUAUUAAA
This is a messenger RNA of Talpa occidentalis (Iberian mole), 1922 nucleotides long. RefSeq names its product protein kinase C and casein kinase substrate in neurons 3 (gene PACSIN3). Gene Ontology annotation, biological process: regulation of endocytosis; plasma membrane tubulation; cytoskeleton organization. The transcript is spliced from 11 exons. Gene Ontology annotation, molecular function: phospholipid binding; protein binding. The record is from RefSeq and is a predicted model, not a curated record. Gene Ontology annotation, cellular component: plasma membrane; cytoplasm; endosome. Bases 271 to 1545 code for a protein of 424 amino acids. NCBI's taxonomy places the organism in Eukaryota, Metazoa, Chordata, Mammalia, Eulipotyphla, Talpidae.